GCAUUGUCGGCCUUGGCUCGUACCAGAAGUGGAUGAGGGCUGGCCGAUAGCGGCCUUGGCUCGCACCCGGAGUGGAUGAGAGCACUCAGCGGCGGCCUCCUCUUCGGUUGGACGUUGCCUUGAACAGGCCUCAAAUAGAUUGGCUGCCCCUCUCGUGUGUCGCGCCCGUUUUGAGACUUGACAAGCACGCUACUGUUCUACGGACUUGCGACCGAACUCUGAUCUUUGUCUGUCAAGAUGGUCGACACACAGCCCACCCUCAAGGAGCUCGCUGCCAAGAUCACCGAGCUGGCGGCAGCCUUCACUAAACAGCUUCAAGCAAACAAUAUCCCGCAGGCGACCUUUGCCGCCGACAGCGUAUCUAGCUAUGAGGGCAUCACCGGCGAGAUGUUCAUCACGCGUCAGACGCUCAACGAUGCGUUGAACGACAUGUAUAUUCUUUCCCAAGGCCCUACGGAGAGUGUCUACAACUACGUCCACAACGCCAUGCCCGACGCCUCCUGUCUCAAUGUACUGAACCACUUUGACUUCUGGGCGGCGGUACCGAUCGACGGCUUGGCAUCGUACGCCGAAAUCGCGGAGCGCACGAACCUGCCACUCGACGUGGCAUACCGCGUGUUGCAGCAUGCCUUUACGCUGCGCUUUUUCGCUGAGACGGAGCCCGGGCUCGCGACGUCACGCGUACGGCACACAUCGCGGUCGGCGGCGCUAGCGCGGAAGCCUGGUCUCAAGGCUCUUGUGCACUCUGUGCUAGACACGUCGAGCGCGCCGCUGCUCCUGCUGAACGAGGCACUCGAGCGCUACAGCGCCGGUAAGCCCGCCCUGACGGACAAGAUGGAGGAGACGGCCUUUGCACUGUUGCACCAGGGGGGCCAGUUCGACGGUCGCCACGCCAACUCGUGGGAUUUUCUCGAGAACCACGGCGAGGGCGAGCGGCGCGGCUGGCGCCAGAAAUACUUUGUCGAGUUCAUGACCUUCAUAAAGGACAUCUUCCGCCUUGAGGGCAUCGUGCUGAAGGCUACAGACUGGGAGGCGGCCGGCAAGGCCAAGGUCGUCGAUAUCGGCGGGUCAGCCGGUAACGACGCAUUUAAUCUGGCGCGCAACUUCCCCGACCUGACGUUCGUCGUUGAGGACAUGCCCAAGGUCAAGCCCAUCUUCGAGGCGAACCUCCCGGCCGAGCUCGCGGACCGCGUGUCGUAUGUCGAGCACGACAUCCUCCAGCCGCAGCCAGUCGAGGCCGACAUCUACAUUCUCAAGUUGAUCAUGCACGACUACCCGGAGGCUGUAGCGUCGCAGCUUCUGCGCAACCUAGUGCCCAAGCUCCGACCGGGCAACCGUGUUCUUGUGAUCGAGUACAUUGGCAAGGUCGACGAGGACGCGACGCGCGACCCGGAAAAGGAGGAGGAAAAGAAGGCGGGCCCGCCGCUGCCGCGGUCCGUCCAGCAGAUGGGCACGGCCACCGACCUCCGCAUGAUGGCCCUGUUCAACGCCAAGGAGCGCCCGGUCGAGGCGUACAGGAGCAUCGUAAAGAAUGCGGACCAGCGUUUCGAGGUGAUCAAGGUCGACGCUGACCCCCUGACGUUCUUUGCCACGAUUAAGAUUGUGUGGCGUGGAUGAAUUAUUACGAGGGCAAAAUGGAUAUGACCAAUGCGACAUUUGAUCGGUCCAGAAUGCACUUCAACCCAAUACAAUAUUUGAUCGAAUAAUCACGUAUUUAUUAGUAAUGGCCCAAAACUUAUUGAAGUGUGGCAACAAGCGGUCAAAUGCCGGUUACGUAGACGUCAGCUACCUCAGGUAUUCAUCUUAAACCCAGGAUUGGGCCUUAGCUGGUGAGUAGUGGAAAUGGACAAGGUUUAAUUCGCUUCAUAUGAAGCAAGCAUUGCUUGUGUUUAUAUAGACUCUUAUCAUCGGCCUAUUAGAUCAUGUUCGAUAAGACAUUGUUUUGCUAGUAUGACCUAGUAACCUAAAUGGAUUCUAUCGCGUUAGGUGUUCAGAAUUAGUCACUUCUUCUUUGG
Messenger RNA from Colletotrichum navitas, 2015 nucleotides. Its product is annotated as O-methyltransferase. The transcript has 4 exons. Lineage: Eukaryota; Fungi; Ascomycota; Sordariomycetes; Glomerellales; Glomerellaceae. Gene Ontology annotation, molecular function: O-methyltransferase activity. The coding region runs from base 238 to 1617 and encodes 459 amino acids. The record is from RefSeq and is a predicted model, not a curated record.